UUCACGUUUAGUUUGGUCACGUUAACUGCGGUUACAAGUUCGGACAUGUUUCAAACGGUGGAAGACGCCAACCAUAAUAUCUACUGUUUGUCGUGAAACCCGGCACAAAUGGGCGUCAAGUAUUUUUACUCGCUGUCCGCGGUCGCUUGUUUCACGGUGGUAUGCGUCAGUUGCGAUUUAUCGUCAUCGGCCGAAGAGGAAACGGCGGCCGCGUCUUACGAGGAUACGAAAAGGUCGCUGUACGAUGAUGACAGUGCACUGGAGGCAACGCAUGUGGGCAGUGGAUCUAGCGGUCGGUCACUGAAGCGGUUCAUUGUGCCAAUCAGCACUUCGGACUUAGGGCUUGAAACUUCCAGCACCAGACCGUACUUCAUGCACCAACAUGUGCAACACCACAAAUACCCCCGAAACCAGCAGCAACAGCAGCAACAUAACCAUUAUAACCAACACCCACAGCAUCAACAGCAGCCACAUAAUCAUCAGCAACAACAACAGCCGCAACAGCAGCACCAAUUGCCGCAGUCACAGCAACAGCAUCAUUCACAUCAAUACUACCACCAAGGUAGGGGAGCGGCUGCUGUCGAUCAUUUCGGGUUCGGGCCUUCGUCUUCGAGUGGCACCGGCACUGGUGGUGGUGGAGGUGGUGGUGGUUAUAACACAGAUCAGUCCGACAGCUUUUACCAGUCGUUGGGCGGCGGAGGAAGCAGCGGAGGUGGCGGCGAGAAUAUUAACUUCGAUACGACAGGUUUCACAGAUUUCGUGCCGUCAUCUGAGUUCCGGUCAACCAGUUCGCCGACCAUGCCAUCAUCUUCGUCACCGUUCUCGGCUUCUCCGCAACAUCUGCAAUCGUCAUCGCCUUUUAACGAGCCGGCGGCGCCAUUCCAUCAGUCGUCAACGUUUGACGGCGGAUCAAGUGGUGGUCAGCUGCAACACAUAACGCCGUCAUUUGAUUCAACCGAUUUUGGGCACGACAGCCCUCUGGCUGGUUAUGGCGGCGGCGGAGGUGGUGGUAGUGGAUCUUCGGCUUAUGGUUCAGGUGGUUAUGAUUAUGCAUCGCAUCAUCAAGCACCCGUCAUACACAAGUCGAUAUACGUACACGUUGCACCACCUGACGACGAUCCGCCGCGUAAACAGCGCGUCAUUCUGCCCAAUGUGCCACCUAAGAAGAAUUAUCAGAUCGUGUUCAUCAAGUCACCCACUCCGCCAUCAAUCGCUGCACCCAUCAUACCACCUCCGCCACCACAGCCGGCUGACAAGACGCUCAUUUACGUGUUGCACCCCAAGCAGGAAGAGGCACCGCCUAUACACAUACCGCCACCACCAGUCACGCAGCCGCUUAAGCCUGAAGUAUACUUCAUUAAGUACAAGAACCGCGAAGAAUCACACAGUGGUGGAGGUGGGGAAUACGGAACCGACCAUGGGGGUGGCGGCGUGGGUGGUGUUCUGCCAUCACCGGGCGAAGAGUUUGGCGGUGGUGGUGGUGGUGGUGGAGGUGACAUUUCCGGUUACGUGCACCGGAGGUACGGACGAGGAGACCUACAGACGUCAACGCCGCCAUCGACCGCUACGGCCUCCAUUGCUGACACAGACGUCACCACUACCGCCGAAGUCACCUCUACCGAACACUUUGAUGACGGUGACGGUAUGACACCGGAACAACGGGAAAUGAUCGAGGCUGAGACGACUUCCGCGGCCGCCACCGCCGGGACGUUCACUUCCACAGCGGCAGACUUAGAUCCCGAGUCGUCCGACGAAAACGUCGACGAACUGAUGCUUCGGGGCGGCUAUAGUACAGAGUACAACGAUGCGUCCGUUGACAGCACGAACCUAAGCGAGACCCACGUCCAGCUGUUUACCGCCGCACCCAAAGGCAAAAACGGCCAUUGAUGUAUACUUAAUAAUAUUAUUUUAGUUUAUUCGUGUAACCACGUAUACCUUAAAUUAAGCUAUAAUGAUUAAAUAAUAAUAAUACUAAUAUGUCGAUUGUAAAAUAUAUAAAAGAAGA
This is a messenger RNA of Melanaphis sacchari, 2005 nucleotides long. RefSeq names its product DNA N6-methyl adenine demethylase-like. Lineage: Eukaryota; Metazoa; Arthropoda; Insecta; Hemiptera; Aphididae. The transcript has 2 exons. The record is from RefSeq and is a predicted model, not a curated record. The coding region runs from base 109 to 1887 and encodes 592 amino acids.